AUGGCGACCCGCACGCAGACGCAGAAGACGGCGGCGUCGGGGGCCGAGACACCCACUUCCAUCACGUGCCAACAACUGACGCCCCAGAGUGCCAGCAACACGCCAGCUCGCGACAUCGCCGAGGAGAGCAAGGGCGGCCAGCAGCCACGUGCGCACGGGAGCGAGUUGCGCUGCGUGCUCUGCGGUCUGGCUGCCAGCUCUACCAUUCGCCUCGUGCGCUGCAAGAGCUGCGGCAGCCACUUCCACGCGCACUGCGCUAACCUCCCGCUUCCGCCCGAGGAGGGAAACCUUUUCUGUCGCCACGCGUGCUUCGCAGCGUUCAGCAAGCAGCAGGCCAAGGCCCCCGUGUUCAGGACCGGAGACUACCCCCGCCUCGCCACGCAGAUCCAGAGCGUGCUGCAGGAGAAGUCUGACCGGCUUCAAGUGAGACGCCAGCUCCCCCUGCAGGAGGUGGGCGCUGGAACGGGACGCGGACGCGGCCGUGGACGCGGAAGAGGCAGGGGAAGAGGUCGAGGAAGAGGAAGAGGCAGGGGGAGAACUGCCGGGACCAAUCGAUCUCUGGACGAUUCCGAUGACGAAGCCAGCCAAGGAAAUCCGCGUCUCUCCUCAAUUGAUGGGGAGCAAGCUGAAAGCCCUCAGGUACCCAAUGACGCCGAGCCGUACACUCCAAGGAGUGCGAGCGGUGGUAUGAUGCACUCGAGUAAUAGUAACAGCAACACGCCGCGUCUCGGCGAGGAGGACGGGAACAUGCAACCAUCCUCGCGUACUGCGUCCCCUGCGUCCCGAAGGCCGUUGCGAGGAUUCGACACGGAGCAAGACAGCCACUUCCGCAGCGCCCCUCCGCCCAACCUACCUGCGUCUUCCUUGCAGAUGCCUCGGCAGACCCGAGGCGAAUACUCUUCCGCCCCAGCGCCUGACCAAGCAGGCGCUGACGGACCUCGACAGCACCACAGUUUUUCGGUAUCGGCGCAGCCAUAUCCGAUCGCUGGUCCGCGUCAGCAACAGUCGGAAGACCCGCGAUCACUUCAAUCGCCUUCAACGUUCAACUCGACGCCUCAGUUCUUCGAUGGUCGCUCGUCCGGGCGUGUACCGUCAGCACAACCUGGGGCACCGGGCAUGCAGCCACCACAGCAGCAAAUGCAGGAACAUGGAGCUCCUCUUCGACGUGGUGAAUUCGAUCCUGCCUAUCGUGGUGGGGCGCCAACAGGCCCGAUGCCUCCUCAAGCUCCCUAUGGCGACGCCCAGAGUGGUGACGUAGCAUCAGGCCAAGCUCCAGGCUUCAAGGAUGCCCCCGCGAACACAUACCCUCCUCAAGGUCAAUUCCCGCCCCAGGCGCCGUCACAGCUCCCCAUACGCCGACAUACACCGAACAUUCCGUGGCGCAAUCCUGCAGCGUUCCCUGCAGAGAUUUAUGAGCGCUUUAGCUGCCACUCCGACGAUGCCAACCACGUGUUCCGGAUCGACCUUACACCUGUCUUUGACGAUAAGGCGACGAAGCUGUACCAAACCGAGAUCGACUUUUUCUUCCGAUGCUUCGAGUCGCCUGAUGUGAGCCUUGUUGUGAAAGGCAUGAGCAGCGAGCUCAACCAGUAUAUCUGGGCGUGGCCAUUCAUCCUCGAGUGCUGCGGUAACGACACGCAUUUCGCAUUCGACCACUUCCAGUUCAAGCGAAAUUCCGAGACGGAUAUGCCUGAACUUGCUUACGUUGGAGAGCUGCAGCUGUCCAUGGCAUCGUUCAACUCGUAUCUCGAGAAGUAUUUAUCGAAUGUACCUGGAAAGGACGUCAUUGUGCUGGAAGACCAUGUCACGAAAAAGACAGUGACUAUCGUGGCGUCCGAAAAUAUUAUUGCGCUUAACAAUUUGGUGCUCGCUAAGCACUGCGCGCAGCUCUAUAACGACCUCAUCAAGGGCUUUCAGUGGGAUGUUUUUGCUGGCGGCAUUCACUGCUUGCUGCAGUACCUCCCGCAAAGUAGCUGGCAUGAAAAGUUUUCCAGUCCACGACUGCAUUUCAAUUUCCCUGGGGCACGAGGUUCGCUGAUGGAUCCAGGCAAUGGUACUACUGAUACCGCUUACCAGGUCCUUGUGGGGUCGUUGGAGUUGGUCAUUUUCGAGCGCUUUGAACCUCAGUACAAGGCCGAUUUCGAUCUCAUUUUACAACGCGCGGGGUACGACGCUGACAGGAAGACUAUGCUACUAGAUGCUCAUCUUCGUGCUCUGAGAGCCGCUGGUUUUGCUUUUUCAACCGUGCUUCUUCAGGACGGAGAGUUUGUGCACGUCAACAAGGGGCGCCAACAUUUCUGGCGCGUUGUAGAAAAAGACAGCGUUAGCGGUUCCAUUAACGCACCUUGCGUAUUCCUCUCGUGGGAGUGGGUCUACCAAGGUGUUUCGCAGCGCGGUAUCUCUACUGAAUGCUGGUUUGCAAUGAAGAACGCUAGCGUGUGCCCGGAUGGAUGGGUUUUCGACCCUCGCCGUGCGAUUGUUGAAGCUGCUAAGUGCGGCGUGGCAAUUGUGCGCAUGGGUCAGUUCUUGCGCACAGCAUUGGCGUCAGGGCGUCCGCGGACAUCGCAAAUGCUAUCGUUUACGUCUGUCCCCGCGCCUAUUGACCGCGGUGUUGUGGCUCAGCGCCAAGCCCAGAUGGUCCUCUUUCUGGAAUCGAUUCUGCCGUGCCUGGACGCUAUUGUUGAGGAGGCGUACGAGCUAGGUCUGUCCAGCACGGACGACAGCGACGAGUUCCGCAAGGUUUUUGAUGACGAGAGCAUGUGGCGGACGGUAGAUGCCGACUUGCGCGACCCACCUAGUGACAACGCGGAGAACUACUCGUGCGGCAUUUGUGGACGAGAGAUCACCAACCUGUAUAAGCAGUGUCUAGGCUGUGCUAUGUACUCCCGCCGAUGCCGCCCCAACAUGGCGUAUCCAGUCUUCCGCAUUUGUCUGCGUUGCCAUUCGCAGCCGGACCAGCACCACUUUAAGCCACGCGCCAUCGCUUCGUACUACGACAAGGUGCUGAGCUCAGAGGGGCACACGGGCCUGCUGCCAGCCACACGCCGCUACCAGUCAGUACGCAGCUACUUCAAGUGCCGGUGUGUGCCGUCUCUCCGCUGCGCGCACUGCGGCGGGUGCGAGUCGUGCAGCUGCCUGUGCCACACGUUGUUCCAGACCCGCUUCCGCUUCACUGCUCCCGCGAACCUGGAGCGACUGCGUGCGGACGUGGACGCCGUCGUCAAGUACCAUCAGCAGCAACUGCAGCAGCAGCAGCAGCAACAGCAGCAGCAUCAGCAACGAUAG
Messenger RNA from Phytophthora sojae, 3285 nucleotides. RefSeq lists its product as hypothetical. Lineage: Eukaryota; Oomycota; Peronosporomycetes; Peronosporales; Peronosporaceae. The record is from RefSeq and is a predicted model, not a curated record. Bases 1 to 3285 code for a protein of 1094 amino acids. The transcript is spliced from 8 exons.